AUGUUACCACCAGGAAGUAGAGGUACUAAGAUCAAACCGCCACGGAAAUCAAUUGUUAAUUCAUCCGGUGGAGGUCAACCAAUUGACUUUAAUAGUUCCUGGGAUGUAUUGGCCGGUGCUAUUGUUCAGAUCCAAAACAAAAACGUAUCCAAUCUUUCAUACGAGCAAUUAUAUCGUAAAGCUUAUACCCUAGUACUCCACAAAUUUGGUACCAGAUUGUACGACAACGUUAAAGAAUUGAUCAAGAGUCAUUUACUUACCAAGAGAACUGAAUUAUUGAUGGUUCUAGCCAAUAAUGCCGACGGAACUAAUCGAGAAAGAUUCCUUAAAUCCACUUUAAAUGAAUGGAAUGAACAUCUUCAAGCAAUGAAAUUCAUCAGUGAUGUUCUUAUGUAUCUCAAUAGAGUUUAUGUUAGAGAACAGAACAAACUAUUGAUCUAUGACCUUGGGAUUCAGCUUUUCAAGGAUAAUGUCAUCAAAUAUAACAAUAAUGAAGUAGGAGGUAAACUUACUGAUAUACUUAUUCAGGAGAUAACCAAGAAUAGAGGAGGAGAAAUCAUAUCUACGAAGAUGUAUAUCAACAAGAUCAUUGAAAUGUUUGAGUUACUUCAUGAGAAUAAUAAUAUUUAUGAAAAUACCGUAGUGGAGAAUUACUACCAGAAAUCUUUUGAACCGGUGUUUCUUAGUAGUUCGGAGACCUUCUUCCAAUCAUUGGUUAUUCAGAAUUUGGCUUUUGAAGAUAGUUUCAAGUAUCUUAUUGAAACUGAUCAAUUCUUAGAAGAUGAGAUAUCUAGAAUUAAUCUUUACUUGCCUGAAACCACCAUACCCAAACUUGUUGAUUUAAUGGAUAAUAUUAUGAUUAAAAACCAACUUGAUGUUAUCAUCAACUUACCCAACAAUGGUCUUCAAACUUGGAUAAGAAUUAUUGGUGAUAAGGUGAUUUCAGGGCUUCAAACCCUGACAAUAGAUCAAUUGAAAUACCUUAAACUCUUAUAUAAGCUUAAUCAUCGGAUUGAUGAUAACUGUGAAUUAUUGAAAGUCAGACUUAAAAACAUCAUAGUAAACCAAGGAAAAGAAUUUCCUCAAUUGAUCAAAAAUGUCCUUGCAUCAUCAGAAAAUAAAGAAUCUAAAAAACAAACCACCAAUACUCCAGCAUUUGCCAAUAGAUGGAUUGAAUCGAUUUUAUCUUAUAAAGCUCAAUUUUCCGUGGUAGUGAAGGAAUCUUUUGAUCAUGAUUUUUCUAUGGAACAAUAUAUCACCACAGCUAUACGAGAUUUUGUCAAUUUACCCAGUAAAAUCCGCCAAAAGCCUGAAAACCAAAAUCUUUUGGUAGUUAACCCCAGUGAAUUGUUAUCAAUUUAUAUGGAUUAUCAUAUAAAACAAUUUUCCAAACCUAAUUCCGUUAAGGAUAAGAAACAACUUGAUAGUAUCAGUACUGUGGAUGAGUUCAUCAACAAUUCCAUUCAAUUCUUAAGGUUUGUUAACGAUAAGGAUGCGGUGGAAGCAUUCUAUAAGAACCAUUUUGCUAAGAGAUUCUUGAAUUCGAAAGGUUUCAAUUCUAAUGGACAUCUUCGUAUUGAUAUUGAAGAUUUGGUAAUCUCUAAGUUAUCGGAAGAAUUGGGUACAACUAGUCUUGAUAGUAUCAUCAAGAUGAACAUGGAUAUCAAACUGUCUAAAGAUAUAACAUCGGAUUGGAAGAAGAGUGUUGGAGAAAAGAAAGACAAAUCUAUCGUCGAUCUAGAUUUGAAGAUUUGUAAUGUAUCUUAUUGGCCAAAUUCGAUGACAAAAGAUUAUAAGAAACUUUCAGGGAAAGAACCUGAUACUGAAGAUAAGUUCAUUUGGCCCCGAUACCUUAAACAAACCAUCAGUCAAUUCGAACAAUUUUGGUCUGAAGGGAAGAAGAAUGAUAAUAAAUCAUUGUACUGGAGUCCUAAAUUUGGAUCCAUCGACCUUAAAAUCACCUACCCAUCCAAAACCUAUGAAAUCAAUCUUUCAACCUACGCAGGGAUCAUUAUGUUACUUUUCGGCCCCUCCACAGUCAAUUCCAUGGACGCUGAUUAUGUGUCACCAUUCAAAGAUAAGAGGAAACUUACAUAUAACGAGAUCAAACAAUUAACAGGGAUCCCAGAAGCUGAUCUUAAACGUCAUUUACAAUCCAUAGCUGUAGCACCAAGGUCUAGAUUACUUAUCAAGACUCCUAUGACUAAAGACGUUAAUGAAACCGAUGUGUUUGAACUCAAUGAAAAGUUCAAAUCUCCUUCGGUAAAAGUCAAGGUCUUGACAGUCUCGGCAUCGUCUACGACGAAGAAGAAGUCUAGCCAUGAAGAAGAACUCGAAGAAGUUGAGUCUGACAUAGCCGAGGGAAGGAAACAUGAAGUCAAUGCUGCUAUAGUGAGAAUCUUAAAGUCAAGACAAUCCAUUGUUCAUAGAGAUCUUAUCAGUGAAACCAUCAAACAACUUCAAUCCCGAUUCAUACCCAGUAAUAUUCUCAUCAAACGACAACUUGAGGAUUUGAUCGAUAAAGAAUAUCUUAAGAGAGAUGAUGAGAAUAGGAACUUGUUCCAUUAUAUAGCAUAA
Yamadazyma jaroonii is the source of this 2577-nucleotide messenger RNA. The record is from the annotation of a GenBank genome assembly. Lineage: Eukaryota; Fungi; Ascomycota; Pichiomycetes; Serinales; Debaryomycetaceae.